Messenger RNA from Boleophthalmus pectinirostris (great blue-spotted mudskipper), 2732 nucleotides. Its product is annotated as arachidonate 12-lipoxygenase, 12R-type-like. The coding region runs from base 86 to 2083 and encodes 665 amino acids. NCBI's taxonomy places the organism in Eukaryota, Metazoa, Chordata, Actinopteri, Gobiiformes, Gobiidae. Gene Ontology annotation, molecular function: protein binding; iron ion binding; oxidoreductase activity, acting on single donors with incorporation of molecular oxygen, incorporation of two atoms of oxygen. Gene Ontology annotation, biological process: lipid oxidation; linoleic acid metabolic process. The record is from RefSeq and is a predicted model, not a curated record. The transcript is spliced from 15 exons.
UCAGAAGAGUGUCACUGCAACUUUUCAGCCAGUAGCAGGAAUCUACUGUAAUUCCCACUGUGAGAGAAAAAGGCGUUUUCUGAAGAUGUUCAAAUAUAAAGUGACCAUCGACACUCGCAGUAAUUUCAAUUCCACUACUUGCAACAUGGUGUGCAUCAAACUAGUGGGAGAGCAGGGAGAGAGUGUCCGCACCAACCUAAAGGGCAUGACGCCCUUCGUCAAAGGAGCAUCCAGUUUCUAUGUCCACACUGACGCUGACAUUGGUAAAGUCGUAAUGAUUGAGCUGGACAAACAGGCAAGCCUUCUCUCGGUAGCCGAAUCUUGGUUUGUGGAUAAAGUCACUGUGAGGAGUCCGGAUAAGAAGGUCGACUACAUCUUUCCAGUUUACCGCUGGAUCAAGGACAUCAACGUGCACCGCUUCAGAGAGGGCACAGCUCUGAGAGAAAUGGACGACACUCACCAUCUUGGUAGCUAUAGUCGUGAACAGGAGCUGACUAGAAGAAGGGAAGAUUACAGUUGGCAUAAUUACGCUGAUGGACUGCCCCACUGCAUGAAAACAGCAGGUGUCCACACUCUCCCGCCUGAGGUCGAGUUCUCCUUCACAAAGACCAAAGAGUUUGCAUUCAAGGCUGCCACUGGGAUAACAGAGUUGAGCCUAAUGGGACUGGACAGUAAAAGCACCCCGUGGAAAAAAUUUGAGGACAUUGAGAAAGUCUUGAGCAACAAGAAGACACGCAUAUCAGAGUAUGUGAAGAAGCACUGGAGAGAAGAUGCUUUCUUUGGAUACCAGUACCUGAAUGGAAACAACCCCAUUCUGAUUCGACGCUGCACCGUUCUGCCCACGAACUUCCCCGUCGAUAAAACAGCCUUCGAUGGUGAAAAAAGCCUGAAAAAAGAGAUGAAGGAUGGAAACAUUUACUUGUGUGACUACAAGAACUUGGAUGGAGUAAUUACCAAUGUUAUUGGAGGGAAAAAGCAGCAUUUGGUGGCUCCCCUUGUUCUUCUGCACAAAACUCCUGACAAUGAGCUGAAGCCUAUCGCCAUCCAGCUCAAACAGACUCCAGCAGAAGACAACCCCAUCUUUGUCCCUGCUGACGAAGAGUACGACUGGUUACUGGCCAAGACCUUUGUGAGAAGUGCAGAUUUUAAUGAACAGCAGCUCAAUGCGCACUUCCUGCGCACUCAUCUGCUCGCUGAAGUCUUCUCCGUGUCCCUUUUGAGAAAUAUGCCAAUGGUCCAUCCUCUGUACAAGCUCCUUGUUCCCCACACACGUUACACUCUUCAGAUCAACUUCUUGGCCAAACGCCUGUUCAUAUCAGAGACUGGGACCUUUGCACAAUUUGCGUCAUCUGGCGGAAAGGGUAUGUACACUAUCCUGCAGAGGUCCCUGUCCUCUGUCACCUACCGCUCCCUGUGUAUCCCUGAUGACAUCAAAGACAGAGGAGUGGAGUCUCUGCCCAACUACUACUACAGAGACGACGGACUCAAGCUUUGGGACAUCAUACACAAGUUUGUGAAAGGAGUGCUGAAGUUCUACUACAAGAAAGACAAGGACGUCAAAAAGGACAAAGAACUACAAAAUUGGAUCCAGGACAUUUAUGAACAUGGAUUUCUGUCUCAGUCUAACUCAGGUAUUCCUAAAAGCUUCAGCACUGUGCAGGAGAUGGUCAAGUUUGUCACCAUGGUGAUCUUCACUUGCUCAGCACAACAUGCUGCUGUCAACAGUGGACAGUAUGACUAUGGCGGCUUUAUGCCCAACAACCCCAUGACUCUACAGGAGCCUCCCCCGACCAAGAAGGGCAUUGCCACUGAAGCCUCUCUACUCCAGACUCUGCCCAAUAUCGACACCACUGUCCAGGGCAUGGCAGCGUUGUGGCUACUCAACAAAAGGGCUUCAGACUUUGUCAGGUUGGGGACUUAUCCUGACGUCCAUUUCAUUGAGGACACUCCAAAGUUACUCAUACACACUUUUCAAGAAGAACUGGUUAACUUCAGUGUCGAAAUCAGACAACGCAACAAGAACCUGGACGUCCCAUACACGUACCUGGACCCCGCAGAGGUGGAGAACAGCGUGGCUAUUUAAUCUGCUGCAUUUUAAAUGCAAAUGUGUAUAUUUACGGUUUUAUGUACUAAUCAAAUCAUAUAUAUAAAUCAAUGUUAAUUUGAAAAGAAAGUUAAUGUUCAUCAUAAAAUAUUUGCUUCUAAAAUAACAUCUCUCCUAAACCACUGAAAUGUAAAUUCAUCCCAUAACAAUCAGGUCAAAGGUAGAAGUUACUGAAUCCAGCGAUACUUCAUCUGUAGUCAGGAUUGGUCAGAUUUAGUAUAUCUGUGGGUAUCGUGCUGCGUUCUACUGUGCUCAGGACUCCAGGAAAACCGACUAGGAGCUAACGAUACCUGACGUUAUCUACAUAAGUUAACAAAAUAAACAUUAACUUUCUCGGGCAUCCAUAUUUGCCCGACUAUUGCAACAGAAUGCAUUUACAACAGAUGUCGGGAGAAAUGAAUCGGAUUUACUCACUACCGACUUUCAAUAGAAUGCAGCAUCAGAGUGAUGAAAAAUUAGGACUGUUGCCAUAGCAAUAAUAAUUCAAUUUAAUCUCUUGAAUGGUGAAUAGUUCUUAUGACAGUAAGUCAGCAAAGCACAUAUAUAUUAUGUCAAAUUUAGUGACAUAGAUUUGAAUAAACCUGAUGAAAUCCAAUACUGAUUUGACUGAAAACACUUAUCGUGUUGA